This is a messenger RNA of Drosophila willistoni, 2200 nucleotides long. It is a transcript of the gene Rcc1, whose product is annotated as regulator of chromosome condensation. Gene Ontology annotation, cellular component: cytoplasm. The record is from RefSeq and is a predicted model, not a curated record. NCBI's taxonomy places the organism in Eukaryota, Metazoa, Arthropoda, Insecta, Diptera, Drosophilidae. Gene Ontology annotation, molecular function: guanyl-nucleotide exchange factor activity. The transcript has 3 exons. Bases 201 to 1649 code for a protein of 482 amino acids.
UAGUACUUCCCGCGCAUUUCUAUACAUAUGUACAUUGGUGAACGCGAAUCCCGGUUUAUCAUUUCGAUUAGCUUACAGGCUUUAAACAUUUUUCAUUCGCCGAAAAACCAUUGAAGAAUUAGCAUCGCCAUCGAGUUAUAAACACGUGCGUCAUACUUCCAUUGAUUUUCUGUAACCAGCAAAAGAAUAAAAAGUGAAAAAUGCCAAAACGCAAGGCGCUAUCUAAUAAUAACAAUGCCGAUGCCGUUGAGGCAAAGCCUCCACAGGCCAAACGAUCGCGCGUACCUUUCCAUUUGGAAUUGCCAAGUCGGCGUCACAUCGUUGGCAAGGUGUUGGUCUGCGGCACCGGUGACACCGGACAAUUGGGCCUCGGCGAGGACAUCAUGGAGCGCAAGCGUUUGACUCCACUAGAAACCAUUGCUCAUCCAGUAGACAUUUGUGCUGGCGGCAUGCACAAUUUAGUGCUUACCAAUUCUGGCGAAAUUUACUCGUUCGGCUGCAACGAUGAGGGCGCAUUGGGACGUGAUACCACCGAGGAGGGCAGUGAAUCUUCACCGGGAUUGAUUGAUUUGCCCGGCAAGGCCUUAAAAAUAUCAGCUGGCGACUCACAUUCAGCUUGUCUGCUGGAAGAUGGACGUGUAUUUGCCUGGGGCUCGUUCCGCGACUCGCAUGGCAACAUGGGCCUUACGAUCGAUGGCAACAAACGAAUGCCGAUUAAUCUCCUGGAGGGCACCAUUUGUGUCAGCAUUGCUUCUGGAGCUGACCAUUUGGUUAUAUUGACCAACAGCGGCAAAGUCUAUACAGUGGGAUGUGCUGAGCAAGGUCAGCUGGGCCGUAUUUCCGAGCGAUCCGUAUCGGGUGAAGGUCGUCGCGGCAAACGUGAUCUUUUGCGUCCUGAUCAAUUGAUCAUCAAACGAUCCAAGCCAAUUGAAGCCAUUUGGGCAACAAAUUAUUGCACAUUUUUGCGUGAAUCCAUUACCAACACAAUUUGGGCUGUGGGCCUCAAUAACUACUGGCAGUUGGCCCACGACAAGGAAGUCGAACGCGUCCUGCUGCCAGUUAAGACAGACCUCAAGCAUAUCCGUCAAAUAUCUGGCGGUCAGCAUCACACUUUGUUGUUGGACGAUGAUUUGCGUUGCUUGGUUGUUGGCCGGCCGGAAUAUGGCCGCUUGGGUCUCGGUGAUGUCAAAGAGGUGGUUAGCAAAUUGACUGAAGUGCCAAAGAUGAAGUCAAAGUUGAUCUAUGUCGGCUGUGGUGAAUGCUGCUCAUAUGCCAUUGCUGAGGAUGGCAAACUUUAUUCAUGGGGCAUGGGCUCUAACAAUCAGCUGGGCGUCGGCGAUGGUGAGGAUGAGCUAGAGCCAGUUUUAGUGCAAAGCAAGGCCACAUCGGAGAAACGUAUCCUAAUGGCUGAUGGUGGCGGGCAGCAUAGUAUAUUCUUGGUUGAAGUUGAUCAGCAAGAGGAGCAAAAGGAAAAUGUUCCAAAGAAGAAAACAGCAGCAGCAAAGAAAAAGGAAACAGCUGCCGCCGCCGCCGCCGAGGCAGAUGAUGUUGUUCCGCCCCAAGAUGUCAAAAAGGAAGACGCAGCAGCUGAAGUAGGGGCCAAGAAGCGUGGUCCUGCCAAACGUGGACCCAAGAAGCUCAAGGCUUAAGUCUAUAUCCAUUUUCUUUGACUACAACAACAUCAGCUACAGCCUAUACCCAUGAAGUCAAAUAAUUCGUUUCAACUUUACGCUUACUUUUCAAUUUUCUCUUUAAAAAAUGUUUAACUCUAGAAAAAAUUUAAAUUAAUAGUUUAGAUAGCAUAACCGUAACCACAGACCGCUCCGCCCAACAACCGAUUUCAAGUUUCGGUUACACUUUAACAAAGAAAACAGAAUUCGGUUGUCAGAUUAUCCGUAUACAUAUAUGUGUGUAUACAUCUAUAAUUUGCCCGAUUUUCUUUUUCUUCAUUUAGUCAGGCGGCCGAGGUUCCAUUUGAAGAGUUGAGGGAAUCUUUAGAAUUAGUUUAUAAAUAGUGUAUAAGAAAAAUACAAAAAAAAAUAGGGUAUCUGCUUCGGUUGUUUGUAUAUACCGAUUUAAGGAAUACCAACUACUAUAUGCUUAUAACACACACACACAAAUCCCCAAGUUAUGUUAUUUGUUUUUGUUUUGUUUUUGAUGAGAAUAAUGAAAUGUCUAAUGAGAUUUAUUUACAAACUAA